This is a messenger RNA of Myodes glareolus (Bank vole), 4099 nucleotides long. NCBI's taxonomy places the organism in Eukaryota, Metazoa, Chordata, Mammalia, Rodentia, Cricetidae. The record is from RefSeq and is a predicted model, not a curated record.
GUUCUGUAUUCUCUCCACGGGGUCACCUGGCCCCGUUCUGUCUUAGAAUGCUGCGCUGUGGCAUCUAUCUGGUUUCUCAGAAGAUAAGCAUUCUUAAUGUCUGUGCAACGCUGCUGAAGCUCCCGGAGAGUCAGGAGCACGUGACAAAGGAGCGCUAACAGGGCGGCCUUGGCGACAAAAGACCCAUGAAUGUGUGCACAGGGUUGCUUCUGAGUCAUUCGCCCUGGCAGGUCGCUGACUCGGGUUCUGGGUCUUGUUUAUGGCUCUACAUCAGAAAGAAACUUGGAGACAUUCAACAAAGAACUUCAAGAGAAAAGAAAAAAAGAGUCAAGGGUUGGAAAUGAUGGUUACAAUAAGAAGAGGUUAGAGGACUUCUCUUUAGCCUGGAAGGGAGGAAACCGCCUGAGGGACUCUUUUCGUCCAGAUACACUUGUGCUUGUGCAUCGAUCCAAAGGUCGUGAAGAACAGCUGGCACCGCUGCCCUUGGGAAUGUAAAGGUUCAGGAAGAAAGAUCACAGCUUUCCCAGGCUGGGAGAAAAAAUAUGGAAUGUGCUGUACCACUGACUGAACACAACCUAAUGAACUGUACUGACUGUAGUUCCAAAACCAGCAGCUAACAGUUUCUUCAGACUUCAGCAUUGUCCAGCACUUUCCAGACCAGACUCGCUGUUUGCAAGAACUCUUGGCCUCCCUAAGUUAGCAACCUCAGACUUUGUUUAUUUAAAAUAUUUCUGCACAAGAAAAGUCCCCCAGAGCCCAUUCUCCAAAAUGGCCAUGGAUGGGUAUCUGUGGAUGGUCAUUUUGGGUUUUAUUAUUGCUUUCAUCCUGGCCUUUUCAGUUGGUGCCAAUGACGUUGCCAACUCCUUCGGAACCGCAGUGGGCUCUGGCGUGGUAACCCUGAGACAGGCAUGCAUUCUGGCUUCGAUAUUUGAAACCACUGGCUCUGUGCUCCUGGGAGCGAAAGUAGGGGAGACUAUCCGGAAGGGCAUCAUCGACGUGAACCUCUACAAUGACACCGUGGAGACCCUCAUGGCUGGGGAAGUGAGUGCAAUGGUUGGUUCAGCUGUUUGGCAGUUGAUUGCAUCCUUCCUGAGACUUCCAAUCUCAGGAACUCACUGCAUAGUCGGCUCAACCAUAGGGUUCUCCCUUGUGGCAAUCGGUACCAAAGGAGUGCAGUGGAUGGAGCUUGUCAAGAUUGUGGCUUCCUGGUUUAUAUCACCGCUUCUUUCCGGCUUCAUGUCUGGUGUGCUCUUCGUGCUCAUCCGGAUGUUCAUCCUAACCAAGGAGGACCCUGUUCCAAACGGUCUCCAGGCGCUUCCUCUGUUCUAUGCUGCUACUAUAGCAAUAAAUGUCUUUUCCAUCAUGUACACAGGAGCACCAGUGCUGGGGCUGACGCUUCCCAUAUGGGCCAUAGCUCUCAUUUCCUUUGGCGUCGCUCUGCUGUUCGCCUUCUUCGUGUGGCUCUUCGUGUGUCCGUGGAUGAAGAGGAAGAUAGCCGGCAAAUUAGAAAAGACAAGCGCCUUAUCGCGAACUUCUGAUGAAAGUCUCAGUAAAGCCCAGGAGGUGGAGUCCCCCUUUAAAGAGCUCCCUGGUGCCAAAGCCAGCGAUGACAGUGCUGUCCCCCUCACCAGCCCGGCUGGGGAGGCUGUGGGACCCUCCGAAGGCACAUCAACAGGGAACCACCCCCGGACAGCCUAUGGACGGGCACUUUCCAUGACUCACGGCUCUGCAAAGUCACCCAUCUCCAACGGCACGUUUGGCUUUGAAGGCCACAUGAGGAAUGACGGUCAUGUUUAUCACACUGUACAUAAAGACUCGGGGCUCUACAAAGACUUGCUGCACAAAAUCCACGUAGACAGAGGCCCCGAGGAGAAGCCCGCUCAGGAAAACAACUACAGGCUGCUUCGGCGGAACAACAGCUACACCUGCUACACCGCGGCCAUCUGCGGCAUGCCGGUGCAUACCACCUUCAGAGCCCCGGAAGCCUCCUCCGCCCCCGAGGACAGCGAGAAGCUGGUGGGUGACACGGUGGCCUAUUCCAAGAAGCGGCUUCGCUAUGACAGCUACUCCAGCUACUGCAAUGCGGUCGCCGAGGCCGAGAUCGAGGCUGAGGAGGGGGGCGUAGAAAUGAGGCUGGCCUCGGAGCUGGCGGAUCCCGACCAGCCUCACGAGGACCCCACGGAGGAAGAGAAGGAGGAGAAGGACACGGCAGAGGUCCACCUGCUCUUCCACUUCCUGCAAGUCCUCACUGCCUGCUUUGGGUCCUUUGCUCACGGUGGCAAUGAUGUGAGCAAUGCAAUUGGUCCCCUUGUGGCUUUGUGGCUGAUCUAUGAGCAAGGUGGAGUUAUGCAAGAAGCUGCUACCCCAGUCUGGCUGCUGUUUUAUGGAGGAGUCGGGAUUUGCACAGGUCUCUGGGUUUGGGGGAGAAGAGUGAUCCAGACCAUGGGAAAGGACCUCACUCCCAUCACACCAUCCAGUGGCUUCACUAUUGAGCUGGCCUCUGCCUUCACCGUGGUGAUUGCCUCCAACAUCGGGCUUCCCGUCAGCACCACACAUUGCAAGGGGUGUCCUGGUGAAUGUGUGCUGGCAGGUGAUCCUAAGACCCACGUGGUGCCAUGGUGUGUGCACACCCACAUACAUGUAACGUGGGCUCCGUGGUGGCCGUGGGCUGGAUACGCUCGAGGAAGGCUGUGGACUGGCACCUCUUCCGGAACAUCUUUGUGGCCUGGUUCGUGACUGUCCCCGUGGCUGGACUAUUCAGUGCUGCUAUCAUGGCUAUCUUCAUGUAUGGGAUCCUCCUGUCAUAGGCGUGGUCUGUAAACGGCUCUAGGGAUAGUCUACCAUGGGCCUCCGUAGCCACACCUCUUCCCGCUCCUCCUCCACACCUGCACCCCCCACACACACCUUCCAGAUGGCGUCAUCGUGCCACACACUGCUUACCCAGGCCACAGACGUUCAUCCUCCAGAGUUAGCCUAACUCCUGUACAUAGUAGUAUGUAUCAGACUGAUAUUGUGAUGACGUAAUGUGGUACAGUUACUUAUAUUAAAUAUACAUCGUGUACCUAGGAUAUCUAGCAUCGAUUUCAAACAAGCUCAGAAUGAAAGCGGAAGAGAAUUGCCUUGAGUGCAAUACUCUGUUAACUGUACAUAAUGAUUUCAGCGGGGGCAAGUGUUAAAAACUUUUGAAAGUGUAGGUUAUAAAAAUCCUUUUUUAAAAAAUACUGUAAUAUAAGUGAGAUACAGUAUACUUAAUACAAACUUGGGCAAGUUCUCAGGCCCUUGUGUGAUUGCAUCAUGCUGGGACAGGUGUUCACAAGUGCUUUCUCUGAAGAAUGUGUUCAGAAGCUGUGUAUGAGUUACUGUGUAAUGUAUCACUAUAGCUUUUGUAAAUACUUCAACUGUAAUUUUAAUGGUCUGCUUCCCUUACACUUUACUGAUUGGAGAAUUUUGGAAAGUACCAAAGAAACAGGGGAUAAAUCGCCAGUAUUAUAUCUUCAUGUUGUUUGUUUCCUUCCCACUGGCCACUGCAGGGGGCCUGGUCCAGGAGCAGGCAAGCUCCUAGCCAGGGCAGCGAGUGUGGCUGGAAGCACCAGCCGCCCACCAGCAGAAGCCACACCGCUGCCAUACCAGGUCCUGGUGAGCUUGUCCAGUGGCCUUUCACUGUCACCAGCGUGGACAACACACAGCAAUGGGGUGUACGAUUAAACACUACAUACAUAUCAAGUCCAAUCCCAGUGUCCCUCCCUGUUUCGCCCUGCAGCCUGAAAUGCAGAGUUCUUGUCGUGAACAGUAAAGCCAGCGAGGCUUUUGAUGUGCCGGAUGCUGUAAAUCUCAGGGCUGAGCGGGGAAUAUUAGAAAGGACACUGGGCUUGGGGAUCCAUGAGGCCUUUUUAUGUAGAGCAUCUGAGGUCGUCCUGUAGAGCCACUGUUGUCUUCUGACAGUGAGAGACAGUAUGACUAAAAUGUUAAGAGCCUGAAACCAUGGAAAUGCUGCUAAUAUUUUUAUAUUGACAUACAUUUUCACGGUACUUCAUUGUAAUUUUUUCAUUAAUCAACCAUAUUAAAUUUAUAAUAAAAAAAAGUGCCCCUCAAAAGUUUA